Molecule: messenger RNA, 1059 nt
Organism: Thermothielavioides terrestris NRRL 8126
Lineage: Eukaryota; Fungi; Ascomycota; Sordariomycetes; Sordariales; Chaetomiaceae
Exons: 1
Coding region: 1-1059 (352 amino acids)
Source: RefSeq, a predicted model, not a curated record
AUGGACAAUACCCAGCAGCGAGCGGUCCAGAGCGACAACGAGGACACCAAGGUACCGAGAAUCGCCGCCGAUUCAGACGAUGGCGGCGUCGACCUCGCUAUGACAGUCGCUGCUCCCGGCAGUGGCCUCGGCCACGAAACACGCACCGACCCCGACGUGUUCCGCUUUUUGUCCUUGCCGGCCGAGAUCCGGCUCAAGAUCUACAGGCUGCUCUUCAAAACAGACCGGCCAGUCUGUCCACAAGUCGACACCAUCCCCGCUCGCGAGAGGCAACCUUCGGGACUUCCACCGGGCGUGGUGCUCUCCAUGGUGCUCGCCAACAAGCAGCUGGCGAACGAGGUGACGCACUUCCUCUACAGCCAGAACGCCUUCCGCCUAUCCAUCCGAUACCAUCGCGACUGGCUCGCCCGGAUCGGCCGCCGCAACUCGAACCUCCUGCGAGAAGUCAUCCUCGUCGGCAACGGCCAGCCGACUCUCGCGGCGCAGCAACUCUCCUCCAUGCUGGUCACGCUGUGGAAGCGUGCGUUCGGCAGUCUCCGGCGUCUGAUCGUGCAUGGCGAGUGGUGGACGCCUUUGGACGCGGACUUCAUUCCCCGGCGUCUGCUGGAGGUCGGUGCCAGUAGGACGUGGAAGCGGUUCCCCGAGCUUCAGCGGAUCGACAUCGACAUUCCCCACUUCCACGCGCCCGUCGCCUACGCCGCCAUUUACAUGCGCCUGUGUGUCCAGACGGGCGUCCUCAUCACCGCACGGCACCGCGUGAAUGGGUGGCAUCUGCCGGUUCUCCACGAUUGGCCCCGGUUUUACACCGAUGGGUUGAUCUGGUUCCGAGUCGAUCCCAGCGAUUUGCAAGAAGCCGUUGAGAAAGCUCGGGAGGCUACAAAGCAGAGCAAGCUGAGGAAACGGCGGGAGAGGUGGAAGGCGUUGAAGGCUCGGAAGGCUCGGGAACGCCGAGAGGCUGAGGCGGAGCGGGCGGGAAAAUGGGUCGUCGUUAAAGAGGUCCCGCCAAGACUAAUUUCGGAUUUUACCGCGUACAAGGAAUUACAAAUCGCCAAGGGGUGA